Belonocnema kinseyi is the source of this 480-nucleotide messenger RNA. RefSeq names its product 26S proteasome complex subunit SEM1 (gene Sem1). Gene Ontology annotation, cellular component: proteasome complex; proteasome regulatory particle, lid subcomplex. The transcript is spliced from 3 exons. Gene Ontology annotation, biological process: proteasome assembly; mRNA export from nucleus; double-strand break repair via homologous recombination. The coding region runs from base 112 to 336 and encodes 74 amino acids. The record is from RefSeq and is a predicted model, not a curated record. NCBI's taxonomy places the organism in Eukaryota, Metazoa, Arthropoda, Insecta, Hymenoptera, Cynipidae.
ACUAUGUCGUGAGUUAAAUGAUCAAACCUAACCUUAAGUUAAACUGAACUCGUUCGUAGCAUUAAAAAACAGAAGAGGUAUCAAACUUAACAGAACAUAAAAUUUAUAAAGAUGUCCGAUAAAGCAAAAAUUGAUUUAGGAUUGCUUGAAGAAGAUGACGAAUUUGAAGAAUUUCCAGCUGAAGAUUGGACUGCAAAAGAUGAAGAUAAUGAAGAUAUUAGUGUCUGGGAGGAUAAUUGGGACGACGAUGACGUCGAAGACGAUUUUAAUCAGCAGUUAAGAGCGCAGCUGGAAAAGCAGAAAACAAAGAUUGACUCAACUAAGGAACGUGAAUGAAAGCAUCACUUUCUACUGAAAAUGUGAUAGAGUUUAAAUAAUUCGCAUCUUUUACAAAUAACUUUUUUUGUUUGUGAUGACAAAACUUCUCAUCAGCUGCCUUAUCAAAAAUGAAAUAAAGUUCUCUUGAUUGUUAAAAUCCCG